AAGGAUUCUCUCCUUCAGGACUCGCCCUCCACGCACCUAUCUGCUUUGAGCGUUACUUUUCCCCCCUUUGCGUCGUGCCGGUCAUCUGUGCGGCUCGCCUUCCUCGGCGACAGCACCCUCAGCGUCGGCCGUGGCCACGACGGGAGCUGCGCUGCAGUGCUCCCUCCGUCCCUCCGCCCUUCCCCUCGCCCUUCCAGACCGCCUUUCCUUCGGGGGCAGGCCCGGCCCAGCACACAGCUACGACUUCCAGGGCGCGCUCACCCGGCACGGACACGGCAGACAGGCAGCCACCACUGCGCAGUCUCUCAUCAGUGCUCAGCCGUUUGUGUGCUGCCUCUGGUAGCCUCUGCGUGGGGUCGUGUGUACUGCCGGACUGCAGCAGAAGGGGAAAGACGCUUUUCCUGUUCAGUGUUUGUGCGCCUCUGGGCUUUUAAGUUCUUUACUGUUUGUGACGGUCGUCUCGACGGCGGUCACUUCAGCACGGCAGAAACGCCUGCACUCACUGGAUGGGACCGGGUUUCAUCUCUCGCUCACGGGUACGAUGCUUUGGAACUGGAACUGGACCUGGAAAGAGGAAAGGGAAGCACCGAUCGAAACGGAGCUCCACCUUGCCGGCCAGUCAGCCAACCAAGCAACCAUCCGGCCAUUCUUCAUCCCUCACCCAACGGCCAUCCAAGGCUCGCCAUCGAGAAGCUGGGAGCGCGAGGGGCGGUCACGGGCGUGAGAGGAUUGCGGAGUGAGGGCAACCCGCCGUUUGGCUGCACGCCCCGACUGCUUGCACGCCCCGACUGCGCGCUACGACUGGCCACUGGCUCUACCUAUCACACGCAGCGCGACACCUUGCUGCCUCCACCUCUAGCGCGCCCCCUCCUGUGCUGGACUGGCCCCAAACCCCCCCAAGCGCCUUCCCUUCUCAUCUUUUCUUUCCAGCCUCCCGGUCACCCACUCAAACCCUUAAACUGUCACUGCCCUUUUCCUCUUUCCGGCCCUCUCUAACCACAUUCAUCCACCAUCAGGCACAGCCUUUCGUACUGUCGCAGGUAAAUUCCAUCUGCUUGCGACCUCUCCGUCGCCUCAUUCGUCGCGUCGCUUCUUGCUGGUCCGUUCUCUGCUCGCUUUCCCGUCCUGCAAAUCGCCCUUCUCGCUCCGUUGCCGAAGCACAUCCCCACCUUCAGCAUCUGCUGACGACCGCAUACAGUUAAAGUCAAAUAAACACCAAUUUCCUAAUUCGUACAGCAUCGAGAGCACUUGUCUCUUCCGCUCCACAAUGGCCACCGAGAUAACCGAGCAUGAUCCCAAUGCCUCGCCCAGUCAUGACGACCAGAACGGCAACAACGGCGUGGAUGCAGCCUCGCGCGGUGUGAAGCGACCACGCGGAGCAGCGGCCGACGACGACGAUGAUGACGAAGAUAAGCCAGGUCGUGAGCGUCGCAAGAUCGAGAUCAAGUUCAUUCAGGACAAAUCGAGGCGGCACAUCACCUUCUCGAAGCGCAAAGCCGGUAUCAUGAAGAAGGCUUACGAGUUGUCCGUCCUCACCGGCACCCAAGUUUUGCUGCUCGUCGUCUCCGAAACUGGUUUGGUCUACACAUUCACGACGCCAAAGCUACAGCCUUUGGUCACGAAGCCAGAGGGCAAAAAUCUCAUCCAGGCAUGCUUGAACGCGCCCGAGCCACAAGGCAAUGACGCGAACGGCAUCGACGACGGUGCUCCUGUAGAGUCGCCUGAUGACAACGCUCACAACCAAGUUCAGCGCGGCGCGAUGCCGCCUCAGGGCGGUUUGCCGUACGGUGGUGGCAACAUGGCCCAGCAGCCCAUGACACCGGAACAGGCCAUGCAGUAUCAGAACUAUCUUUCAGGACAGAACCAAUAUCCUCCCAUGCCUCACAACCAGAUGCCUGGCCAUCGUCAACAAUAGACGCUGACCUACGCAUCUCCCAGAUAAAGAUCGACAGGCAUGGUGCAUCCAACCAACGCACAUUCUGCGUUUGAACCAAUGAUUCAAAGACUUAUGGCCAUGUUUUCUUUUUUUUUUUUCGCAGUCAUACCUACGUUCCUCAGAAUUACUUGGGCAAAUGCGGGUUGAUGAAGGGUCGGGGAGAUGACACUGGUCUGCGCAGAACUGAAAAAGAUACCCGAACCCCAGAAUGCGAAGUGAGCGCAGUCUUUCUCCUCCCUGAUCUCCGGCGGCAGCAGAGAGAGCAGGGAAAUAUGGGGGGCUCUCUCAAUUUUUCGCAUCGGGCGUCCUCUUGCUUUUUUACCUUUUCCAACUGUUCAUUGUCUACAUAAUUGCGCUUCCUGAACUCAAAUCUCCUUUUGCCUCCUUUUAUCGAAAUUUCCACAAACGCGUCCUUUAUCAUCAAAUAAGCAUGGGGAGAAGCGCAUUCAUCUGUGCUGCAUUUUCAUAAUAUGUCGUUGUGGAUCCGAGGAUCUGGAGCGGAGAAUGUGCGUUUGGUUGCCGUCUAGGAGUUUUGAAAUGAGCCGAAUGGAGUAUCGAUAUGGCAACGGGAUUUUCAUAUUGCAUGCUGCUCUUGAUAUCUUUACGAGUUUAAUCAUGCCGUUCCCUUGUCUAUAUGUGACGUUCAUCUACAUAACAAAUCCCUGCUCUCUGUUUCCGUGUGGAGCCAGCCUAGCUACAAAAGCUUCAG
Molecule: messenger RNA, 2645 nt
Organism: Verruconis gallopava
Lineage: Eukaryota; Fungi; Ascomycota; Dothideomycetes; Venturiales; Sympoventuriaceae
Exons: 3
Coding region: 1268-1915 (215 amino acids)
Biological process (GO): positive regulation of transcription by RNA polymerase II
Molecular function (GO): protein dimerization activity; DNA-binding transcription factor activity, RNA polymerase II-specific; RNA polymerase II cis-regulatory region sequence-specific DNA binding
Source: RefSeq, a predicted model, not a curated record